Molecule: messenger RNA, 2409 nt
Organism: Chara braunii
Lineage: Eukaryota; Viridiplantae; Streptophyta; Charophyceae; Charales; Characeae
Source: the annotation of a GenBank genome assembly
GUGCUGUCUUCACAUGUGUGAUCUGUUACAGGCUGAAGAAGCAUAGGUUCUGAUAGAGUCCGUGCUGUCUUCACAUGUGUGAUCUGUUACAGGCUGAAGAAGCAUGUAAGAGACCCAAACAGUAACCCUCUCUUGAUUUUUCCUGAGGGUACAUGCGUCAACAAUGACUACAGUGUCAUGUUCAAGAAGGGAGCUUUUGAGCUUGGAUGCACUGUUUGCCCAAUUGCCAUAAAGUACAACAAGAUAUUUGUCGAUGCAUUUUGGAACAGCAGGAAUUGGGGACUCCCUGCUGCAGCGCCCACCAAGGUGAUGAAGAUGGCUGCCACCAUAGCCAGGUACCUCGAAGGUGAAGCUGGAGCUAUGGCGCUGCACUGCCACGAUCGCAGUACCACGUCAGCAGUGCCACGUCAGCAGUGCCACGUCACAGUGCUAGAUCAGCAGUGCCACGUCAGCAGUGCCAGGUCACAUUGCCACGCCAGACAUAGUGCCACGACAGCAGUGCCACGUCAGACACAGUGCCACGUCAGCAGUGAUGUCCGACACAGUGCCACGUCAGCAGUGGCACAUCAGCAGUACCACGUCAGACACAGUGCCACGUCAGCAGUGCCACAUCAGCAGUGCCACGUAAGCAGCAGUGCCACGUCAGCAGUGCCACGUAAGCAGCAGUGCCACGUCAGCAACAUGACGGGCCUGCCAGGCCAACUGGCCAAUGAGACCAUUGCCGCCUACAAGCAGCGUUGCCUGGCUCAGAUAGAGGCUGAGGAACAACGCCUGCUGGCAGUCGAGGCUGCCCACGUACAGGCUGAAGAGGCAGCAGAAGCAGAACAGCUGCGGCUACAGGCCGAUGCAGACACAGAUGCCCAGGCUCGCCGCAAGGAAGCCCAGGAUCUGCUGCAGCGGCAUGAAGCCAACAACAUCGACAGACUCAAGUACUGGCAUUUUGAACCGAACGGCGACGAGGCAACACCGGAAGAGAAGCACAAGGAGUUCCUCUCCAAACUCGUGACGCGGUUGUUGUAUGCUUGCAACUACCAACGGUCAGAGUUGGAGAGACAGUACCGGGACCUGACGCAACAACAUCAGGAGUUGGCGACGCUCUGCCGCACAGUGCAGGGCCAUGAGGAUGCAACUCGGGCACUCAAUGCCCGAUUGUUGGACCUGGAACAGGCUGUACCAGGACCAGCUUCUGGGGCUUCCAGCAGUGCACCCUCAAGCCGCCAACUGGAGGACCGCGUUGACCACAUAGUGGCAAUGCUCGGCAACAUCAGCACUUUCGCUACGCCGACCACCACCAUCAGCAGUCAGCUGCAUGCAUUGAAGACCGAGGUCCAACAGCUGCAGACGACGAACGCAAAUGGCAAUCCGAAGAUGUAUAAGAUGCCAACGUUCACUCUGGAGAAGUUCGACGACUACGUGCAGCAGGAUCCGACCUGGUUGACCCACUUGGCAACCUCCCGCGGCGUCGACGUACCAGACUUGAAGGACGUAAUCACAUGGGAGGAACUGACACGGCUGUGGAAGAAGCGGUUCAUCGUUGACGACGCGCCAGCACUCGCCAUCAACCGACUGUUCACCAUGUCACAGGGCAACACAGCAACACGGGACUGGCUCACGGAGUGGCAGAAGAUUGCGGCUGUGCCCAAUCUGAAUCUACCAUUCGAGCAUCUACGCCGUGAGUUCUACAACAGGUCCUGUGCUGCAUUGAGCCUGGCUCCUGGUGAUCGCGAGCAGUACUCAACCUUCGCAGAGAUCAUUGACAAAGCGAGGGAGAUCAUCAAGACCAACAGGUCAGCUGCACACGAGAAAUCAACAUCAUGGCARCSGACCUAUGUGGAGAAGGUACGAACUGGUCCGCGACAGCAGCACUUCGCUGCAGUCCAGCAGGACAGUGGAGAUAACCCAGCGGCCACUCCAGCAUCAAGUGACGGAGAUCAGGUGGCUGCUGUCCAGCCGCGAAGCACCAACAAGUCCCGCAACAAUAGGAAGGCGAAAUCCGCAUCGCAGGCCGGAAAUGGACAGCCAGGACAGUUUCCAUGGGUCAAGUUUGGCGUGACAGAGGCGAAGUACAAGGUCCACGGCCGCUACGGCAGCUGCUAUUGGUGCAACAGCACCAAGCAUAAGACCUCCCUGUGCCAAGAUCAAGGCAAGGAGGAUGUGCGACCCCGCCUCAGCUCGGGAAACUGAGCUCCGCGGAAGGUGAGGCGACCCCACCUUCUACUCCGCCAGAUUCGGCCGCCUUGCUAGCGACCUCCUGCACAUCUGGGGAGGAUGCGAACGAUGCGAAUGUCGCAAGUCCUCGAUAUACUUACGAGGAUUAUGCUGUCCACUUGGUUCCACCGCUGGACCAACCGCUCCACGUGCAACACUCCACCGCAUGCACGGUUUCAUCACCAUCGGCAACCGAUUCGA